UUUAGCGUUGCCUAGCGACGAGAGUGUGUACGCUUCAUGUGAAAAGCUAGCUAGCUAACUUACUAGCUAGCUGGAAUACGGAUAUUUAGACUUUUUUUUUACAAAGUCCUCACUUUAACUGCUCAUCAGUCUUCAGUCCCUCGUCGCCGAGUUUUCAUUAUGGAAUAAUGAAGGAAACAACGAGUCAACAGUUUUCCUCAGCCUCACCUACCUACUUUCCCCCAGGGUCCCUCAGUGACGUUCCUUUGGCAGAGGCUUCCGGCUGCGGUGAGCUAACGUUAGAAGAAAACAAAGACAUGGAGGUAAAGCAGGUAACAUUGCACAAGAGAUCUGGGGAAGUAAAACAACACAGCAAGAAGGAUGGUGUUUUAACUGCUGAGGUUGUCUCCAGCUGUAUGUCCAACCUUGGACGAGUUGGCACUGGGCUGCAACAUUUGUACCACCACCUGUCCCUGCCUAGUCAUGAUCUCAAUGACAUCUCUGUUUUAUGCAAUUAUGUCCAUCUUCAAAAGCUGGAACUGCCACACAACAAAAUUAAAGAUUUAUCCUGUGUGAGCCACAUGCCCUACCUCGUCAUCCUAGACGCUUCUCACAAUGACAUCUCCAGCUUCUUUGGAUUCCAGCCACCCAAGAACCUAAAAGAGGUCAAUUUAUCCCACAACCGUAUGACAAAAAUGAAGGAUUUGUCAGCCUAUUCAUCUCUUAGUCAUUUGGAUCUGGGCUACAACUGUCUCAGUGAGAUCAGUGGUCUUGAGCAAUGUUGCAAGCUCACCCAUCUCAACCUGGCACACAACAGGAUCUCUAGGAUCAGCGGCCUGGACAGUCCUGUGCUUCUCACACACCUUUGCCUUAGGGGGAACCAGCUGAAGAGGAUUGAAGGGUUGGAGAAUCUGAAGAGUCUGCAGGUUCUCGACUUGUCUCUGAACCGCAUAACCAGUCUUUCUGGCCUCCAGAAUCUCCACCUACUGGGCUCCAUAAAUCUGGAGAAAAACCUGAUCAGUGAAAUUCAGGAGUGCAAACACAUUCAUGAUCUGUUCCUGUUGAGGGACCUCAACCUGCUGGGAAACUCUGUACAGGAGCAACCUGAUUACAGACUCGCAGUUGUCUUCCUCCUGCAACAUCUGACUGUGUUGGACCAAGAUAAAGUCACUGCAGAAGAAAAGGUGACAUCAGUAAACAAGUAUGACCCUCCUUUGGAUGUGUUGGCAGCCAGGGAUCAUAUGACCCACCUGGUCUAUCAGCUGAUGCAGCCUCAGGUGCUCUAUGACAGCAGUACUAUGCCCAGUGCAGACUCUCCAUAUCCUAUGCUGGUUCUGACCGGUCCACAAGGCUGUGGGAAGAGGGAGCUGGCUCACAGGCUGUGUCAGGAGUUGAGCGACUACUUUGCUUAUGGAAUCUCUCACACCACUAGGGGGCCCUACUCCACAGAGGUGAAUGGAAUUGAUUACCAUUUCGUCAAUGAGGAAGAUUUUCAGAACAUGCUUCACAUGGGUAAGUUUAUCCAAACCAUGCAGUACGGGGGUCACAGCUACGGUCUGACCAGAGAUGCCAUAGAAGAUGUAGCCAGAGAAGGACUAGCCUGCUGUGUGCAUAUGGAGCUAGAGGGUGUGUUCAGUCUGAAGAACACCUACUUUGAGCCUCGAUACAUCCUGCUCAUCCCCAUCCAGGUGGAGAAGUACAUGGGCCACCUGAAAAGCCAUGGUCUCUAUACCCCCCCACAACUCGACAUGACAAAGUCACGUAUAGAGCUAUACGCCAAUACCAACAGGCAACGACUUGGAUUCUUCGAUAAUGUUAUUCCCUGUGAUGACUGGGAAGAAGCCUAUCAGACACUGAGGCAUGUAGUUAAGGAGUACCUGUUGCUAGAGGAAGAAGGAGAAAACAACAGAGGAUCCCUUGACAACACCUCCACUGGAAACGAGCCAGAGGAGAAGCCUGCGUCACCACCCCUGUCGAGGUUAGGAUCCGGCACACUGGCAUCACACUCUGCCACAGUCCUUGACCCCUCAGAUCCGUCCUACAGAAACUAUUUUACCAAGAUUCAUGCAGAGCUCAGCCCUCAGAAUAGCCCCGCUGAGCUAGCUUCCAUCAGGAGGCGUGAGCAGCUGGUGAGAGAGGCAGUAGUGGGGAAGAGUCCAGGGGUCUACAGCCAGCUCUUCAAAAGCUCUGCACAAACAGCAGCAUCAUCACUGCAGAAGCCUAAUACCCAUUUAAGUGAGGACAACAGCAACUCGGAUGAGUCUCGCGCCAGUUCAGCGCUGACUGUGCCCAGUUCAGCCACGGGCUUGUCUGGUUCAGUGGAGCCGCUUGAUAUGUCUGUGCAGGGACACACUUUGGAAGCACUCAAAGGCCAAACUCCUGAAGCCCACUGCCCAGGCACGGAUCAGCUAGCUGUGGCCAUGUCACCCUCCUCUGAUAGACGUCCGGGAUCCGACAUCAAGCCCAUCCUGCCACCAAUCCCCGCUGGGCGCAAGACCCCUGCAUCGCCCAGCCCGGCUCCUUCACCCAGACCCAGCCCAAACACAGCAGUUGAUGCGGGAGGAAAUGUAGACAGGGAGGGAUAGCUUCACAUAGCUUAGAAAAUUAGAUGAAGUCAAACAAUCAGUAAAUGUAUUAAAGUAACUUAAAAUAUAAGCUUGGCCUGUGAAAUAAAAAAA
Messenger RNA from Sander lucioperca (pikeperch), 2657 nucleotides. It is a transcript of the gene lrguk, whose product is annotated as leucine-rich repeats and guanylate kinase domain containing. Gene Ontology annotation, cellular component: cytosol. Gene Ontology annotation, molecular function: GMP kinase activity; protein binding. Bases 168 to 2564 code for a protein of 798 amino acids. Lineage: Eukaryota; Metazoa; Chordata; Actinopteri; Perciformes; Percidae. The record is from RefSeq and is a predicted model, not a curated record. The transcript is spliced from 21 exons.